GUCGAUAGCAAAAGACGGUGAUCAUGUGAUUGUUAAGAUCUUAAACAUGUUUAGUUAUUGUGUAUUCAAUGUUUUGUUGUUUUGUGCCAUUUCCAUUUUUGCUUCUAAAAUUGUUGAAGGAUCUCAACCGAUUUUACAGAAGACAAUAGAAGCUUUAUUCAGGGACCGAACAAACGAGAUGUACCCUGGAUCCUGUAAACUGAUUAUAGCAUCAAAGCGACAAAAUAAAAUUUGUGACAGAGACACAGGAUUAUCAAACGUUCUGAGUAUUGCUAAGGAACAAGCCAUUGUGGCCUGUGAAGAAACCUUCCAAUAUGACAGGUGGAAUUGUUCUCUCGUGUUCAAUAGAAAGGCCAAAAGGAGCAUAUUUAAUAAACUAUUCAGAGAAACCGCUUUCAUCCAUGCUCUGAUGGCAGCUUCCAUCACGCAUUCAGUAGCAAAGGCAUGCGCCUCCGGAGAUCUAUCCUCAUGUUCUUGUCCCGGAAAUUUUGGCAAAAACAAUACUUGGAAAAUGGCAGGCUGUGGAGAUGACUUCAGACACGGUAAAAGGGUCACAAAAAACUUUCUGGACUUCAAACAUGCUGGUAACGAUCAAAUUGCGGAAAUGCUAAAGCAAGAUGUGAUUGUUGGAGUCGAUUCUAUAGGAGAACAGCUAAAAGAAGUUUGCAAAUGCCACGGAUUCUCAGGGUCUUGUACUACGAAGACAUGUUGGAAGCGAUUGGGGCCAUUUAACUCCGCUAUGGGCCUUUUAAAGAAGCACUACCACCAUGCGGUGAAAAAGAAAAUCAUGAACUAUACGACGAAAAGAGCGAUAGCUCCAAAAGUGAGGAACAGAAUGAAGGUUGAAAGGAAAAACUUGUUGUAUUUGCAGAAGACCCCUAAUUUGUGUGUCAGUACUAAAGGCAGGAUAUGUAAGGAUAGACAUAACUGUGCAACAUUAUGUUGUGGUAGGGGCAUUAUUACUAAUAAGAAAACUGUUGCUUCAAGAUGCAGAUGUAGGAUGGUCAACUGCUGUUUUGUGCAAUGUGAUACUUGUGUUGAAGAGGUUGAUCAAUUUACUUGUAAGUGAGUUUCUGUGCCAUAUUAGUACUUGUUAGGUUUGUAGUGUGAGUACAGCUAUGUGCUGAGCAGAAUCUGGUGUGUAAUUUGCUUCAACGAUGGCCAGAUAAUUUUUGUAACUUAUCCAACCUGUCUAUUCUUUUAGGAAAUGCAACAGUGUGUUAUUUUUGUUCUUUAAAAUAAUUUAAUACCAUUCAUCGGAAAUCGAUACCUACACAAAGUUUGGACAAAUAUUCUUAACAAUCUCAAAGAAAAAUACUUGAGGACAUUUAUGGAAACUAGUUUUAAGGUGUAGACUCAAAACUACAAAAUUUUAAAUGAAAUUGUAAACUAUUUUUACUUAUUUAAAUAUUAAUUGCUCAUACAUUUGUUUUAAGAUAAGAUUGUAUGUGAUAUGCGGCCGAGACGAGGUGUGUCUGUGCGUUAUGGUCGGUCUAGCUGUGAUAUUAAUGGUGGGCUUUAGUUUAGCUAGGUAAGCGCUGUAAAUGCAACUAUUGCAUUUGUUGGGAAG
Molecule: messenger RNA, 1570 nt
Organism: Spodoptera exigua (beet armyworm)
Lineage: Eukaryota; Metazoa; Arthropoda; Insecta; Lepidoptera; Noctuidae
Source: the annotation of a GenBank genome assembly